Molecule: messenger RNA, 1144 nt
Organism: Adineta ricciae
Lineage: Eukaryota; Metazoa; Rotifera; Eurotatoria; Adinetida; Adinetidae
Source: the annotation of a GenBank genome assembly
GAGUGAAGAAUGUCUGUUCGAGAAUUGUAUACAAAGGUAUGUUUCGUUGUUGUCGCUUAUUCCAAGUUCUAAGCAUUGUGUGAAAAAGAGAAAGAUCAAUCUGAUGUUUAAGAUUUCCUUUCUCCCGAAAAGGGAGAAGAGCGCGACGAUUAGAGUUUAUGCAUUCGUUGUUGUUUGUUUCAAUUUCUUUUGUUUUCGAAUAGUCGAGCCAGUCAAUUGUUUUCAAGGUGCACGCGUUUGGUUACCCGAUCGGGAAACUGUUUGGCGUGCGGUGACUGUCGCGACAAAUUAUGAUGGUAAAGGACAACUUCAAGUAACAUCGGCAGAUGGAGGAAAUGAAACUAUUCCAGUUAAAUCGGACUCAGAUCUUCCGCCAUUGCGCAAUCCAGAGAUUCUCAUUGGUCAAAAAGAUCUUACUGCACUCUCAUACCUAAAUGAACCUGAAGUUCUAUAUAAUCUCGAGUCUCGUUUUAACAAAUCUCAAAUCUAUACGAAAUGUGGAAUUGUGUUAGUGGCAAUAAAUCCUUAUGAAUAUCUCUCCAUUUACGGCAAUGACACCAUUCAAUUGUAUCGAGAUCAAGAUGUUCAAUUACUAGAGCCGCACAUCUUUGCAACAGCUGAAUUAGCAUAUCAAUCAAUGGUGAACUUUGCGAAAAAUCAAUCGAUUAUUGUGUCAGGGGAAUCAGGCGCGGGGAAAACAGUCAGUGCCAAAUAUGCUAUGCGAUAUUUCGCAAAUGUUGGUGGAUUAUUAGAGGAAACACAGAUUGAAAAGAAAGUUUUAGCUUCGAGUCCAAUUAUGGAGGCGAUAGGAAAUGCAAAAACAAUACGAAAUGAUAACUCAUCACGCUUCGGCAAAUAUAUCGAAAUUGGCUUUUUAAAAAAUCACAUUUGUGGUGCAUCGAUGAGAACUUAUUUAUUAGAGAAAUCAAGAGUUAUUUAUCAAGCACCAGAUGAACGAAAUUAUCAUAUAUUUUACCAAUUGUGCACACAAGUCAAUCAACCUGAAAUGAAAUCUCUUGCUCUACUACCGGCUGAUCAAUUUCGCUACGCAUCUGAAGGCAAUGCAAUAACUAUCAAGGGUGUUAAUGAUGCUCAACAGUUUCUUGAAACACGUGAAGCAUUAGCUCUUCUUGGUUUGUAUUUU